AUGGCACUAGGGAUUAAAGGACGCUGCAAGGUUGAGUUGACGCAUAUCGGCCAUCCAUCACGCCUUCAGGCCUUAGCAGCUGCAAACGGGUUUAUUCUGUUCAUCGCGCUAAUGAAUUUGGAAUUCAAGCCCCGCUUAGCGCAAAAUCUCGGCACGCAUGGCUCAGAAGAC
Messenger RNA from Penicillium arizonense, 171 nucleotides. RefSeq lists its product as uncharacterized. The record is from RefSeq and is a predicted model, not a curated record. The annotation marks the transcript as partial. The transcript is spliced from 2 exons. NCBI's taxonomy places the organism in Eukaryota, Fungi, Ascomycota, Eurotiomycetes, Eurotiales, Aspergillaceae.